AUUGACGUAUUCAGUGAAAAAUUAAUAAUCAGAGUCUACGAAGAAAUAAACAAGAAAGUUGAGGGAAAAGUUUGCAGAACUCUUAAUCUAAACAAAUCCAAAAAGUUUCAUUACAAGGCGAAUAAUUUCAGAAUAACAAUGACGUCACAGAGUAUCGAACAUACAGAGGAUUCCGAUGACGUCACAAUAUGCGCUCCUAGGAAAUACGACAUCGUCUUUUCAAACAUAUUUAAAUACACUGUAUUACAUAUAUUUGCAUUUUACGGAAUUUAUGUCGUUUUAACUAAAGCUAAAUGGCAAACAUUCGUGUUCAAUUAUAUAACGACCUAUUUGAGCGCAUUCGGUGUAACAAUAGGAGCACAUCGUCUAUGGGCACAUAAAUCUUUCAAAGCGACCAUGCCUGUUCAAAUUGUACUGAUGCUGAUGAAUUCCUUGGCCUUCCAGAGCACCGCGUUUGUAUGGAUACGAGACCAUAGGUUACAUCACAAAUAUAGCGACACAGACGCGGACCCUUACAACGCGUCUCGCGGUUUCUUCUUCUCUCACAUCGGCUGGCUGCUGGUGAGGAAACACCCGCUUGUGCUGAAGAAGGGGAAGACUGUCGACAUGAGCGACAUCUACAACAACCCUGUACUCAAGUUCCAACAAAAAUAUGCCAUCGUCGUGAUUGGAUUAUGCUGUUACAUAAUACCUACAUAUAUUCCCAUAUAUUUGUGGAACGAGACAUUUUCCAACUCAUUCUAUGCAAACAUAUUACGUCACGUGAUCACACUACAUGCGACAUUCAGCGUAAACAGUGUUGCCCAUUUAUUCGGUACAAAACCUUACGAUAAAAACAUCAAAGCUGUUCAAACAUUAUUCGUUGCUUUCAUAUCAAACGGGGAAGGAUACCAUAAUUAUCAUCACGUGUUCCCCUGGGAUUACAGAGCUGCUGAAUUCGGUGGCUGGUUGAAUCCAUCCAAAUGGAUCAUCGAUGUUUUGGCUAAAUACGGUUUGGUGUACGAUUUGAAAAUCGCACCGAAAAGGUUAAUAUCAGCUAGAAUAGAACGCACUGGAGAUGAAAAUUUAUUUGAUAAACAUUAAAUAUAUAUACAUAUAAUAAAAUUGGAGCGUCUGUUUCCUGAAUGUUUUCUGAAUUUCAGAUUU
Molecule: messenger RNA, 1146 nt
Organism: Papilio polytes (common Mormon)
Lineage: Eukaryota; Metazoa; Arthropoda; Insecta; Lepidoptera; Papilionidae
Product: acyl-CoA Delta(11) desaturase-like
Exons: 6
Coding region: 139-1083 (314 amino acids)
Biological process (GO): unsaturated fatty acid biosynthetic process
Cellular component (GO): endoplasmic reticulum membrane
Molecular function (GO): iron ion binding; stearoyl-CoA 9-desaturase activity
Source: RefSeq, a predicted model, not a curated record